AUUGGAUCCUGAACGAAUUGAGAUUCAUACAAAACUCAACUUGCACUUCUCUUAAUAUUCCUUUGUAUGAAACUAAAAAUAAAUUGUCUUACAUGGGUUGCAUGGAAGAGAAAGUUUACCACAAGUUGCAGCAAAUACAACUGAUAAGAGCCAGUAUGAUUUUCAAUCAUUGUCUGUAUGUGAGACUUUUACAGUUUCUGAAUGCAGUAAUUGAAAUGGAAUUCAUCUUAAAGAGUUAAAUUCAUGUUGCUUAUACGCCAGUCAAGCAAAAUUUUAUCAGUAUUAGCCGUAGAAUCAGUCUGUAGAUGUUAUGAUGUUGCAUUGGAAAGUAUGUUUAAGAGAAACGCAAACAUGUUUUCAAGCAAGUUUCAUUCCCUUCAAUACUCGUGUGAGUGUGAGCCAAUGGAGAUAAAGGGUCUGCAACUUGGUUUGGAUGGACCCUUUUGCCUUUGGUCAAGAAAAGCAACCAAAGAUUAGGUUCAGACUUAACGGUACUUGGGACUUGGGGUGAGUAACACACCAGAUACUUUAGUACUUUUCGUCGUUUUCUUUUACCUGUACAAGAUUAAGUAGCUUGAAUUAUGAGGAUAAGAUCAUAACUCAGUUUGCUGAUUCUCCUUGUGCCUUGAAAUGAAAAUUACUCUUCUGUAUGAAAUAGUUUCAUGUGCAUACAUUAUUACUCUCAAUGGCAAAGGUCAAGGUUUGCAAAAGAACUUGUCAGGUUUAUUAUUCCAAGCUGUAAGCUGCCUGUCUUUAGCAAAAAGCAGUGGAUGAAAACCAGAUUACAGGGAUCCCAACCAGUACUUAUGAAGCAUACUAGGUUGUUUUAAUUAGUUCCAACCAUGUCACACAUUGUUUUAUGAUGAUCUCAACCGUUUGAAAUUUACAUGUAAAGCAAGUAGUAAAAUUGGAAAAUCUUGAAUAUACCUAUUGCAUAUGGCUUAAAUUUAAGCUAAUAUGGAUCCCCCAUUGCCAGCAUGAAACCUUUCUGGACUGCUGCUUUGCAAGUCUAAAAAUACACUUUCUUCUAUAAAUGAUUUGCCGAAGAGGCCAACCUCAGCCUCAGAAAAUCAACAGAAAAAACGGUUUGUUAUUAGGGAAAAACUGUAGGCACCAAAUUACACCCAUGCAAAAGCUAUGUAUCCAACCCAAACCAGAACAUACAGAACCAACAAACAAGAGUUUUUCCCAUUUGCAAGUCUCUCUCUUCCAGAUUAAAAGGGGGCAGGGCAAUCCUCCUCUCUGCACUACUCAGAAUCUGCAGAAAUGGGUUGUGGUGAAUCCAAGCACGUAGCAACCGGAAACACCAUCAGCCGGAAGAAUUCAAGAGCUGAAUCCAAGAGGGGCAAAACCUCGGAAGCCAUUGCAGAAACAAGCAAACAGGGUAGCAACACGAGCUCAAUAUUGGUGCAAGAGGAAGGCCAGAAAGUCGAUCAGGACUCUUUUAAUUCCAGCGCUGUGGCUGAUGAGGGGAAGGACAUAACUGAGAGCACAGAAUUGAAGAAAGAGGAGAAUGUAGAGGCAGAUAAGGAGAAGAAAAGUGGGGUUGUGGAAGAGAAUGAGGAACCUAUUCAGGGAAUUGCAUUGGAGGGAACGUCUGGAAGGUCGGAGUAUUACUCUCCACGAGAAGAGGCUGGGAAAGAGAGCUUGUUCAAUGAGAAUGUGAACCUGGCUGAAGAGACAAAAGAAAAAGCUGUGGAGGAAAACGAAUUGGCUCAAGGGACAAAAAUAGAGGCCAAAGAAGGAAUUGUGGAGGAUAAAAAAUUGGCUGAAGAGACCAAAGAAGAAACUGUGCAGGAAAUAAUACUUGCUGAAGAGACAAAAGAAGAAGCUAAAGAAGAUAUCGUGGAGGAUAAAAACCUGGCUGAAGAUGCAAAAGAACAAACUGUGGAGGGUGAAAAACUGGCUGAAGAGAAAACAGAAGAAACUGCAAAUGGAGAACCCGAAGCUGUGAAGAAAGAGAACUUGGUAAAAGAAACAGAAACAGCAGAAACUACUGAAGCUGAAGCUCCAACCCCUGCUAAGAAAGAGGAAGAAACAGCCGUUGCUUCACCAGCCGAGGAUUUGAAGACAGAGUGAAACCUUUGAAGCUGUCUUAUCUGCGUUUAUCAGACCCUUUGUAUACUUCAAUUUCAUGUAUUAAUACCAUACUCCUCCUCGAAACCCUGCUCAGAGAAACAUGUGAAAGUGUUAAGAAUUUAACAUGCAACUCAAAAAGUUUGUCUAAAUAUGUGUUUCUUUAUGGAAUAUUGUGGCUUGCGUUGAUA
This is a messenger RNA of Theobroma umbraticum, 2267 nucleotides long. RefSeq names its product kinase-like protein. NCBI's taxonomy places the organism in Eukaryota, Viridiplantae, Streptophyta, Magnoliopsida, Malvales, Malvaceae. The record is from RefSeq and is a predicted model, not a curated record.